CUUAUUAAAUAGGCUCAGGUAUGUAUAGAGUUGCCAUGUAAAUAGCUUGCUUGAAGAAAAUUAGAAGAAGACUGUUGACGAUGACAGCCUCUCAAGUAGACGAGUAUCGCAAAUUGCGCAAUCGCAUCGAAGAAUGGAACAAGACUCGCCUAGCGCUGUUUGAACUGUCUCUACCCAAUGAGAACUUGGAGUUCUUCGGAGUGAUGCGUUUCUACCUGAUGGACCAGAAGGAAGAAGUUCAAACCAAGUGUCUGAGAAUAUCAAGCAGUGCAACAACUCAAGAUGUGGUGGACGCUCUGGUUGAUAAGUUCCAUGCAGACCUCAGGAAUCUCACAGGACCAUCUGAAGAGGUCAACCCAGAGACAUACUCCUUGUAUGAAGUGUUGCAAACUGGCGAGAGGAGACUGAAGCUGGACGAGUAUCCACUGGUUGUGCAGUUGAAUUGGACAGAAGACUGCAGAGAAGGUCGUUUUCUCCUGAAGGCCAACAGUUCUCUAAUUCUGGGAUCCAACUCAACAUUGAAUGGAUCUAGCAGCUCGAAGUUGGACGGCGGUGGCAAAAAGAAGAAGAAAGACAGUGCAAGUGGUGGACUGACUCCAUCGGCAUCUGUGAAGAGUUCUCUAUCAGAAAAGCUGUUUGCGAAAAAGCCAGAAACAUCUUUCACCAAAAGUAUCUGUGACAAGGAUGCGGCCAUGCAGCAGAAACGAAAGGAGAAAGUGGAACAGAAGAUGCAGGACUUCACAAACGCAGACGGAGGACCAGAUUCAGGAGGUCCCAUGAAGAUCUAUGGAUUCAGAAUCAAGGAAGAGUUUAACUACAAGUCCAUUCUGGCUGGUUGUAGAGAUACUGCAUUGACCAUUGUGGAACAAGCGCUGAAGAAGUUUGACAUCGCCACCUCCGAUCCCAACUUGUACUGUCUAGUCCAGGUGGUGGUUCCGAGUGGAGAGCGAGAGAGUGGCUACCAGAGCGGGAGAGUGAGGUGGAGGGAGAGAUUCGUGGAUGAUCACGAGGUUCCAUGGCACAACUUCACCACCUUUCCUAAACAAAAAGGAUCCCUAAUGUUUCUUCUGGUGCAGAGACCUCCGGAAAGAAUGAGACAGAAAUCCGCGUCCUCUCAUCGUGACCCUAACGUGUCAGGAAUGAGUGGCCACGGCAAUCGUCAUUCCCAGAGCAGAAUGUCUUCCAGCAGUAGUAUAUCGGCCAACAACCCUGGUGGAAGACCCAGAGACAUCCAGGUUCCAAUUCCAGGACCAAUAUCGCCGCAGAUAAAACAACCACCGUAUCUAAUCGCAAUACCAACCGGAGAUCCUAGGAGUGAGGUGUCCAAAUUUGAUCUAAUUUCUGACACAGUGGAAAUCGGAGCGGAUCCCAAAACACGCUAUGUUGGAGGACAAUUCAUUCAGUUAUAUGGACCGGGAAUCAGGCCGCAUCACUGCAUUUUGGCUCAAUCGGAUCCCCAAUCCUGGACUAUUUCCCCCUCGGACAAUAACUCAGAGCUAUUCGUGAACGGACAUGACAUCUCAGAAACAGUCCUCCUUCCUCCGGGAGCUGUCAUUCAGAUUGGUCGCAACUCUCAGUUCCAAUUUGUUCCCUCGGAGUAUCUGAACAGAGCCCAGAAAAGCAAUAUCCCAGGUCAAAAUGUACCAAUAAGUAAUCAAACGGGUCCCGGAUCUAACGGUUUGGGGCAUGCUGUAGGAAUGGAUGGAAGGUCAGGUCCGAUGUCUGAACAAAGUUGGGGAUCUCCGGAAGCUCUGGGGCCUCUGCGAGUUGAGGGAGACUUGAACGUAUCAGUUCCUGCGAUGGCGUCGCCUGUCUCGUCUGACCAAAUCCCACACAUCGAAUUGGGACAUGAUCCCAAUUUCAAUUUCGCAGCGUGUGUGGACAGUGGGGAGACUAGUGCAAUAAAUGACGAUGACCUUCCGGGGGCGAUUGAGUUCGUGGACGAGGUGGAGGAAGAGUUGCUACACUAUGCAGUCACCAGAUUCGACGAAGUCAUGACCAUGUUCAAAGUGGCACCCGCUUUCCUAUUUUACAUGUGCUCCAGGUUCCGCAUUUCGGCCAAGUACAGUCCAUCGAUAGUGUUCCGUGUGAGAAAAGUGCAGUCUCUUCUCUCCGCAGUCAGCCACAGCAUAGCAAAUGUGCUUCAGACACGUGGUGCUGUUGCUUGUGGCGUUGCAGUGUGGAUGGCCAACUGCACUGAACUGCACCACUUCCUCCAUCAGGACACAGUCCUAUUUCAGUACACUGUCUCUGCCCAGCAACAUCUCUUUCAACUCACCCGACUGUGUCUGAGGACAUUUGUGAAGCUGGUGUUGCAGGAGAUGGACUGUUGUAUUGGCGCUUUCUUCGACUCCUCAGACAGAGAUAGAAAUACUCCGCCGGAAGUUGACCGUGAGAUUGACCCUUCGCGCUCGACACAUUACCUCAACAGAUGGAUCACCUCAGACAUAGUUGGCACUCGCAAUGAGGCACCAGAAAUAACCCAUGCGAUUGAGAUUCUGGCGUCUGCGUGGGUGCUGUUGAGGAAGUGCAGAGUGAAUGCGGCGCUGAAUCUGCAGAUAUUCACUUCCAUCUUGAGAUACGUCGCAACCUUCAUCUUCAACGCUUUACUGAAUACGCAACACCUGUGCUCUGUGGCUUGGGGAGAGAGGAUCUCGCGAAGACUGAGUCGAAUUGAGUCCUGGGCAGGAAGGGAGGGACUUGAAUUAGCAGCCGAAAAGGAAUUCACUAAACUGAAACACGCUUUAUCUGUCUUGCGAUGUGCAACGAAGUUCUCAAAAAGUGACGCGGAGUCUCUUGUUACGCAAUGCAAUUCCCUAAACUCCCUUCAAAUCCACAAACUGCUCGAGAAUGCCUCCAAAAGCGGCAGCCAAGUCCAGAUGUCAUCUCGCCCAGACAUGAGUCCAGAGUUCAUGGGCUGGUGUAUCGGCUUUGCCAGAGAUAAAGUGGACUCUAAACUGCAGAGAAAUAAUAAACAGGUUCUGCUUGAUGAAGACCUUCAAUCUAGAGCACUUUUCCGAAUGCCAGAUGACGGAUUCGCCACAGACAACGUGCUCGGCCUUUCUCAAGCAUUCGAGAAGUUCCUCAAUCCGUUGAUGGACAACAAAAUAGCCUACAUCUCAGUGCUACCAGAUCCCUCCCAGAGAUGGGACGUGUACCUCUACCCUGACCACAUCGAUCCAUUCAACCAACAACAACAGCCAUCCUUGCCUUCUAAAGACGCCCACCCUAAUAAUCUAUCCCUUUACGACGAUCCAAGUAAUCCCCGAGCUCUGCCGCCUAUGGCACCGAGUCAGAAUCCGAAGCAAAAUGGAAUUCCGAAGCGCGAAGAGGAGAAAGAAAGGAGGCCUAGUGGCAAACUUGUGGUGGAGUUGAAAAAGUUAAACAACAGUUUGGGACUGAGUAUUGUAUCCCAGCAGAUGGGACCUGAACGUGCAAUAUUAGUGAAGUCAGUCAUGCCUGGAGGAGCUGCAGAUAGGGACGGUCGUGUCACUGCGGGUGACCAGAUAGUGCAAGUGGACCAGCACAGUCUCCGGAACCUGACGAGAGAAGAUGCUGCCCGAAUAUUAACCCAAACAGGACAGACAGUCAGACUGCAUGUGGUGAAGACAACUUACCCAACUCAACAGCAGAUCCCUUCGCAGAUGCAGCCGCCUAAUAUCACCAGAGAGUCGCAGCCUUCCAACAGAGGUAUUCGCGACGCCUCAGCAGGCAGGACUAAGUCGUCAUACGAGCCAUUCCAAGGCCAGCCUCAAAAUGGAAACAUCAGACGCAGAGGAUCAUUUGAUAACUCGCAACCGAAUCGAGUGGAUAACAUUCAAGUCAACCACCCUUAUUCGACCAUUAAUGACGCCCAGAAAUUAGCCGAAAACCGACGACAAGGUGGCCCCGGAAUUGAUGACAAAAGUCAGAAAGUUAUGGACUACGCAGCCGCUACUCUCCCACGAGGCGGAAGAUACAUUCAGAAAAGUAACGACAACCCACGAGUUAAUGAGGUUCCGAACGGGAAGUACAACUCAAUGGAACGUCGACGUCGUGUUAAUAACGGAAUUUCCGAUAACCAGGCCACUCAUAGCUCUCAAAGAAGUCGAGAUGUAUCAGUUGGAGACCGAAAUACAGGUAAUCGUAACGCAAAUAUGAUUCAAGCUGAAGUAAACCCAAUAUUGAAUACGCCUCCUCAGAACGGGAACCAAGUUCAUAAUCCGAGUUUUCCGAAUGGAGGAUUUAAACGCAGGCAGGAGAGUGAAACAUCGACUGUAGCUGCAUCGUAUAACCCAAGUCGAGCAAACCAACAGAAGUUCCCAAGACCAUACCAGAUUCAACCGGAUUCGCAUAGACAUACAGGAAGCUCCAUUUCGCAAGGAGAAAUGAGAGGAAGUGGAGAUAAUUUCCCGGAACCGCCGCUAAGUUGGCGUCAAGAGCAAUUAAUGAAUUCGUACGAAGAAGGAGAAAAUAGGAGAGUGAACCAAAAUAAUCGUGGUGUUCCGGGGGAUACUUCGGGGACAGAUUUAAGAGCAGUGAAUGCAACUUCGUCUCUGAGUAUGUCUUCGUCGUCGCCUUCGCACCCGAAUACGAGCUCGGACAACAGCUCGUGGCGCUCGGAUGUGCUGAACUCGAAGUCGCCGCCUUUACCGCUGCAGACGACGCAGCAAGCAAGAAUGAAUGAAGAUCAGAUAAGAUACGAACAACUGGUGCACUCAGUUGGUGAAUUGGAAGCGAGACAGUCUGAAUUGACGGUUGAAGAAAGGAAACGCUUGGAUAGGCAAAGACUAGACCUGGAGUUCAACAGGAGACUAAUGGAGGAGUCUAAAAAAUCCAGCUCCAUAGGGUCUGGUCAGAUGAGAGGCAGGACUGGAGGGGUUGCAGCAGGAAGGGAAGACUCGGAGGAUGUGGCAUACGCUAGAGCAUACAGCAAAUCUGCAGCCGAACAAGUGCAUUCGGACAUCUCGAAGACCAACUCUCUUAUGCAAGAAGCUCAGAUGAACUUUGAAGCGAAGGCGUUGAGUAGUGAACAGAACAGGAACCUACUCGCUCAGGCUAAGUUGAGAGACUUGACUGUUGAGAUUCAGGAGAACAAGCAGAGAGCGGCAGAUAUAGAAGCCAUGUCAUCGGUGCCAAGGGACGAUGAUGGACUUCAACAGCAGAACACUAGUGAAACUAGAAGGCAAGAGGGAGUGUCUGGUAUGGCAGCUAAGACUGCGAAUGAGAACCAGUUCCAGUACCUGGAGGAACAGAAACAGAGAUACCUGCAGAGGAGACAAGAAAUGGAGAGUUACCAGUUGGAGAAGGAGAUGGAGAGGGAGAAGGAGAGACAGAGGAGAGUUGAGGAGAUGAGGUGGCAGAGGGAACUGGAGAGACUCCAGAUGAGGAACCUCAACCUUAACACUACUCAGCCCAACAGUCCGCCCCCGCCGCUUCAUGCGCAGAACAAAACUACUGGCUCGAGUAUGACCCCUCUAAGACCUCCACCUCCAUCUUUGUCCCAGCAAUUUGACUCUCCAAACCUCACCUACUCUGAACACAGGCCUAACACAGAAUCAGACUCCCUGCGAUCCAAUCCUUCAAAUAGUCUUCUGGACAGCUCACUAAGUGAGAACGCGCAGAACAAACCUAGACCUCCAGUUCCUCCCAAACCUAAGCCCGGUUCAAGUUCGCCAGGAAAUAGCACGGAUGAGAAUAGCCCAAUGUCAUCGAUGAAUCGAGGCGACUCGACAUCAAGAGAACAUUUGUCGGGUCCUUCGGGUUUCCGAGAGUACUGGCAAAAACAGCCUCAACAGCAGCCAAGUAGGACCAGUCAAAAACCGACAGCAUCGUUCGACUCAAAUAUGACGCCAGAGGAGCGAAUGAGAUUGUACAGACAACAGUUACAGUUCAAAUAAACUGAAUACUUGUGAACUUCAUAAAUAAUCAAGCAAUGAAAAGUUAAGUAAUCAAGCAAUGAAAAGUAGAAGAGCUUGGAAUAGUUGUAACCGCGUGUUAUGAUUUGAUAUUUUUUUAGACAGCGUUUCAACCUCUUCCCAUAAUGUAUAUCUUCCAAUUUCAUACAUUUGAAUUGGUAAGGGUUUCAAAAGGCGAUUGUGUCAGUGAAGUUUUAAACGAGUUAGCGCUUCAAUAAUAACGUAUGAGCUGUUGCAGGCGCAGGAAUAACCAGCAAAUACAUGAUAAUCUUUUCUUAAAUUACCAAAUGUUUGUUUCUAAAUUUUCUGUACAUAAUCCUUCGUUUUAUGUUAAUCCGUUUUUAAACGCAGCCAUGUAAAAUUUGAUAUUUUUGACACGAAUAUGAGCAGUUUUAUGUUCACGCGUAUCAUCAUUCGUAGAUUGAAGCGAACAGCCUUCUUUUAGCAUAUCAUGAUAACUUUUCUGUAUUUGAAAUGAAGUUUAGAUUUACAACCUUGUUUCUUUGGGUUCUAUCUUUUGAAGAUCUCAAUCAAAAAGUUCAAAGUAAGUUUCAUUUGAAACUUUCUGCUGAUUUGUGUUCCAAAAAUUGUUUUCAAUAUAUACUUUUUAAAAACAUAAAUUUACUUUUUGAUUGAAAUGGUAUUGAAAGUUUUCAUUUUAGAUGUAUUCUAGCUGCUAUUUAUGAUGAAAUAUGAUAUCACUGAUAGCUAUAAUGUACUAUCAUCAUCUUAGUUGCCAACUUUGCGCUUAACCAAAUGUUACCAUAUCAUCUUUACUCUGCAAUUUCUAAUAAAUAUCGAAAUAUCGACCAAUUACAGAAUCUUGAAUUUCGGUUUGGACUCAUAGAUUAAUUAUUUGGAUUCAUACAUAACCACUCGUUAGAAUCAAAAAAGUAAUAAUAUCAUCGCACUUAGUUCGUCUUUUUGUUUGUUGGGACUAAUAAAAUUAAUCGCCCAAUAUCGACUAUUUGUCAGAUUUCUUAUUGCUCAAUAAACUCUCUAUACUCUGC
Messenger RNA from Symsagittifera roscoffensis, 6907 nucleotides. Its product is annotated as afadin-like. The record is from RefSeq and is a predicted model, not a curated record. Gene Ontology annotation, cellular component: cell-cell junction. The transcript is spliced from 27 exons. Gene Ontology annotation, biological process: signal transduction. NCBI's taxonomy places the organism in Eukaryota, Metazoa, Xenacoelomorpha, Acoela, Convolutidae. Gene Ontology annotation, molecular function: protein binding. The coding region runs from base 81 to 5879 and encodes 1932 amino acids.